Ctenopharyngodon idella (grass carp) is the source of this 4385-nucleotide messenger RNA. RefSeq names its product trace amine associated receptor 1b (gene taar1b). Bases 130 to 1140 code for a protein of 336 amino acids. The transcript has a single exon. Gene Ontology annotation, molecular function: trace-amine receptor activity. Lineage: Eukaryota; Metazoa; Chordata; Actinopteri; Cypriniformes; Xenocyprididae. Gene Ontology annotation, cellular component: membrane. Gene Ontology annotation, biological process: adenylate cyclase-activating adrenergic receptor signaling pathway. The record is from RefSeq and is a predicted model, not a curated record.
CAGAACUAUUUGAAUUAAACAGACUAAAACUAGCCCAUCAUAUUCCAUGGGACUAUUUGUUUUCAUGAGUUUCUGCUUCAUGUAACGGAUUCAUCGAGGGUCAAGGUGAAUGGACUAUCAAACAAUAAAAUGGAUCUCUGUUAUGAGGCUUUGAAUGGAUCCUGUGGGAAGUAUAUACAACCGUACAGCGUCCACAUUCCGAUGCUCAUCGCUGUGAUGUUGAUCACCUUUGUGACCAUGAUUGGGAAUUUACUGGUCAUCAUCUCCAUAGGGCAUUUCAAGCAACUCCACACACCAACAAACCAGCUGAUUCUGUCUCUCGCUCUGUGUGACUUUCUGCUCGGGCUGUUUGUAAUGCCGUUGAGUGCUGUUCGUUCCAUUCAGGGCUGUUGGUACUUUGGUGAUUUCUUGUGUAAGUUACACACAUGCAUUGACAUUACUCUCAGCACCGCUUCAAUUUUCCACCUCGUGAGUGUGUCUGCUGAGCGCUGCUGUGCCGUGUGUCGCCCACUAACAUAUCAUUCCUGCAUCGGUUUUCCAACGGUGCUGUUAAUGAUCUCUACAAGCUGGCUGAUCCCUGCCAUAUUCGCUUACGUGAUUACCUUCUUCGAGCUCAACCUCCAGGGCGGUAAGGACUUCUAUGAAACACAUGUACGCUGUGUGGGAGGAUGCCACGUCUUCUUUAGUCACGGUCCGGCGGUGAUCACCUCCCUGGUUUCCUUCUACAUCCCUGGCUUUGUCAUUAUUGGGAUCUAUUCUAGAAUCUACAUGGUGGCCCAAAAGCAAGCGAGAUCUAUUAGUCAUCAGCUGAACCAGCUGAGGAGAAGUUAUUCAUCGGGAAGCACACGACGUCAGGCACGGAAGGCUACAAUAACGAUUGCUAUCGUGGUUGGAGUUUUUCUGGUUUGCUGGACUCCCUUUUUCCUCUGUAACAUCCUGAAUCCUUUUAUUGGCUACACAACUCCCCCGAUGCUGAUUGAUGCACUUGUUUGGUUUGGCUAUGUUAAUUCCACCUUAAAUCCUUUUAUUUAUGCAUUCAUGUAUUCUUGGUUCAGAAAAGCUGUAAGGAUUAUAGUAACUGGGGAAAUAUUUCAAAACAAUAGCAGCAGAAAACAGUUAAACUACUUAACUAAUGCCUAAUUCAGAAUAGCAUACUACUCUUACUACGAAUCAUUUGGGCCAGUUAAUUUACUUCAAAAAGGCCCUGUUUACACCUGGUAUUAAGAUGCGUUUUGGUCAAUUGAAUCACAAGUGGACGACGCUAAACACAGAUGUAAACGGGGUGUAAAAUGUUUUGAGCUUGUCCACUUUCGACCACUUCCAGAGGUAGUCGAAAACACAUUCGACCGGAUUGCUUUCCUAGUGUAGACGCUCAUGUGGUCAAAUGCAUUUCAAACAGCCGCAGAAGACCGCCUACUCUCCGCCUGCUUACCUAAUGCCUAAACAUUAUGGGAAGCGCGCUAGCCAGACAAAACUUUGUCGGCUGAAGAUUGGUUUAAAGCCAAAAAACGUUAAACCCAGUGUUCUCACACUAUUCUUGGUUUCUUUUUAAAUGCAAUUUCAUAAUACCAUGUAAUGUCUGUAUAAUAUGUUCUUUUAUUAAUUUGUACAUUUCAGAAUCAAUUUAUUUCAGAAUGAUAUUCCAAAGUAAGAAAGACAUUACAAAUUCGACCCGGAAAUUCAAAAUUGAGAUCGCUCCCCCUAGCAGUGAACCUUUCUGAAACUUUCCAAAACAGCUGUGACGUAACGAAGCCAUACUUGCUGAUUAAAUCACGUGACUUUGGCAGUUUGAUACCCGCUCCGAACCACAGUUUUGAAUCUUUUGUUGUGCAGGUAUCAAACUGCUAAAGUCUUGUGUCACGAAGCAGUUUCAAAAGUGCACAUCACUACUCUUAACAUCUUGCUGUAUCUUAUACUAUACAUGGCAGUAAUAGUAAGAGCAGUGCUCAUGUAUGCUAUUUCAUAUUCAUCAUUUGCAGUUGAGUCAUGUUCCAACAUCAUAUAUAACAAACUUUUUCAGAAUGAAUAGUUUACCCCAAAAUGAUAUUUCCGUUUGAAUUUUAACUGUGUGAAAAAUCAUAAAAACCACAAACAUAGUCUAUACAGUUUGUGCACUACACUACAUUCCAAGUCCUCUGAAGUUUUAUGUGAUGCAAAGACUGCAUUUUCCAUUUAAAAAAUAUUCCUCUCUGCGGCAGCUCUCAAAUGUAUUUUUGCAUUUGUUAUUUGUCAUAUGGCCUCAGAAGAUUCAAUUAUUUAUUUUUUCAUUUUUAAAUCAUUUUUAUGGUGCUUCCCUGGUAAGCCAUACUUUUCUAUUUUGAAGCAGGCUGGAAUAAGGAAAUACUACAUUGGAGAGAUUUUACAGUGAAUUUAUUGCAGUGCACCUCAAAAGAGACGUCAGUGUCCAAAAGAGAGUCACUUGCGUUAAUAACUGGUUGUCAGAUAUUCAAACUCUGUCUGAACAGAUCAUGACUAAAAUAGUAGUAACAAAAGCAGCUUAUUUGUGAACAUUUUCUGUUAUGAAACAGUAUGGGUGCUAUCAUUAUAAUGCUCACUUAAAUGCAUUUAUGCUGAUGAUUUAUAAUAAUGCACUCCUGUAUGAUUUAAUUAAUACUAAAUAUAGUAUUAUUUCAUGCUGUUUAUGUUGUUUUUAGAGUCCAAGGCCAUCUGUUACAUGAUUGUUUGUGUUUUAGUUAGAUAAUUCUCUCUUAAUGAUGUUAAACGCUUUCACUCGACUCAUUUAAUCUGCUGUUGGAUUCGAAAGUUUGGAUCAAAGUGCUGGUGUGCGCUGUUCGUCUCUUGACUGCCAUUUCAUAUCACGCCUGGGAUAAAGAUCAGUGGGUGAUUAUGGGUAAACAGGCUGAUGUCAUACUGCACCUGAUGGGUUAUUAGUGCUGAGGAGGCUGUUGUUGUAUUCAUCCUAAUGACUGACAGUGUUAAUGAUGGGACUUCACACAUUUGGAUUUUGAGGCAUGUUUGAGAGUCAUUAAAAUGGAGUGGUUGUAACAAGUCUCAUGGGAACUUUUGUUCACCAAAAUAACAGAAAACAUUACAUCACUGCAGAGGAGUGUGUUUGUGAGUACGGGGAGUUUGUUUAGUCCCUAUGCAUGUGUGUUUAUGUGACAAUAGACAUGAAGCAAAAGCAAAUGUAAUUUAAUGUGAAUUAAAUUCAUUUUCAUGAAAUUUAAAAUGUAAAAUAUUAUCAUGGUAUAUUUGAAAAAAAGCUCUCAUUAGGAACAAGAAUCCUUCAGUCAAUCAUUUGUGUUCUUACAUGUACACCCAGUUCAUUGAUCGGCCUCACCAUCUUUUUUGCUCUUUUAUACUCUUUUGGAUAGCUUUGAAAAGUUCUCAAGAUUAUGAUAAUGAAAAUUUGUAUGCAUAGAUUGUGUCUCUUUGUGGAAAAAAAGGAGAAUAUUUUAGACCUUGUGUUGCCACUGCUUUUAUGCCAAAGAAUUGUGACUCUUGGAAGUAUUAGUUAGAAUGGGUUAAAUGUUAUAUAUACUGUAUACACAUACUAAUGAGUCAAACCAUUAUGAUCACCUGCUUAAUAUGCUGUUGGUCCUCUGUGUACUGCCAAAACAGUGCAGACCUGCUGAGGCAUGACCUCUACAAGACCCCUAAAGGUGUCCUGUGGUCUCUGGCACCAAGACGUUCAAGUCCGAAGAUCCUUCAAGUCCUGUAGGUUGCGAGGUGGAGCUUCCGUGGAUUGAACUUGUUAGUCUACCACAUCCCACAGAUGUUCAAUUGGAUUAAGAUCUGGGGAAUAUGGAGGCCAGGGCAACACCUUGAACUCUUUAUCAUGUUGCUUAAUCAAUUCCUUAACAAUGUGUGCAGUGUGGUAGGGUGCAUUACCCUGCUAAAAAAAAAGGCCAUUUUAACUAGGAACACCAUUGUCAUGAAGGGGUUUACCUAGAUAAAUAUGUCAAAAUAUAUGUCCACGUGAAUGGCUGGACCCAGGGUUUCCCAGCAAAACAUUGCCCAGACUGUCACACUCCCUCCACCGGCUUGUCAUCAUCCUACAGUGCAUCCUGGUGCCAUCACUUCCCCAGGUAAACGCCGCUCAUGUACACGGUCAUCCACUGAUGUAAAAGAGAAACGGGAUCAGGCAACCUUCUUCCACUGCUCCAAUGUCCAUUUCCGACGCUCACAUGCCCAUUGUAGCUGCUUUUGACAGUGGACAGGGGUCAUCAUAAGCACUCUGAUUAGUUUGUGGCUAUGCAGCAGAGUGUGAUGCACUGUGUGUCGUGACACAUUCCUUCCAUAACCAUCAUAAUAUUUUGUGUGACUUGUGCCACAGUAGACCUUCUGUUGGCUCUGACCAGAAGGGAUAGCCUUCGUUGCCCUUGUGCAUUGAUGAGCCUUGGUCGCCCAACACCCUGUCGCCG